Messenger RNA from Marmota monax (woodchuck), 948 nucleotides. Its product is annotated as olfactory receptor 6C6. Bases 4 to 948 code for a protein of 314 amino acids. Gene Ontology annotation, cellular component: membrane. Lineage: Eukaryota; Metazoa; Chordata; Mammalia; Rodentia; Sciuridae. The transcript has a single exon. The record is from RefSeq and is a predicted model, not a curated record. Gene Ontology annotation, biological process: G protein-coupled receptor signaling pathway. Gene Ontology annotation, molecular function: G protein-coupled receptor activity; olfactory receptor activity.
GAAAUGAAGAACCAAUCAAUGGAAAUAGAGUUCAUUCUGUUAGGACUGACAGAUGAUCCACAAUUGCAAAUUGUGAUUUUUCUGUUUCUAUUUCUCAACUACUCAUUGAGCCUAACAGGGAACUUAAUAAUUAUUCUUCUCACUCUACUGGAUCCCCGCCUCAAGACUCCCAUGUAUUUCUUUCUCCGUAAUUUCUCCUUUUUGGAAAUCAUAUUCACAACAGUGUGUAUUCCCAGAUUCUUGAUAACCAUUGUGAAUGGAGACAAAACCAUUUCUUAUAAUAACUGUGUAGCUCAAUUAUUUUUUAUCCUUUUACUGGGAGUUACAGAGUUUUACCUCCUGGCUGCCAUGUCCUAUGACCGCUAUGUCGCCAUCUGCAAACCUCUGCAUUACCCAGUCAUUAUGAACAGUAGAGUGUGCUACCUACUGGUGCUCAGCUCCUGGGCAACUGGAUUCUUAAUCAUCUUUCCCCCUUUGGUCAUGGGACUCAAGCUGGAUUUCUGUGCUUCCAAAAUCAUUGAUCACUUUAUGUGUGAAACAUCUCCUAUCCUACUGAUCUCUUGCACAGACACACAUGUCCUUGAAAUGAUGUCGUUAGUCUUAGCUGUGCUGACACUUGCGAUCACAUUGGUAUUAGUGAUUCUCUCUUAUGCUUGCAUCGUUAGGACCAUUCUGAAAUUCCCUUCUGCACAGCAAAGGACCAAAGCUUUCUCCACCUGUACUUCCCACAUGAUUGUGGUCUCCAUGACAUAUGGUAGCUGUAUCUUUAUGUAUAUAAAGCCAUCCGCAAAAGAAAGAGUGACUGUAUCCAAAGGUGUAGCUUUGCUGUAUACCUCAAUUGCCCCUUUACUAAAUCCCUUUAUCUAUACUCUAAGGAACCAGCAGGUGAAAGAAGUCUUCUGGGAUGUAUUACACAAGAUUUUGUGUUUCUCAAAAAACAAAAUUUAA